AUGCUAACCUCGCAAUCAUUUCGAGAACGUCAGCUUCUCACUGAAUUCGCCACCCUCCGUACAGCUCCAAUCCCAGGCGUCUACCUAACCCCCCACCCUACCACCCCCACAACCUGGUACGGCGUAAUCUUCCUACACUCCUCCAAAAACCUCUACUCCAACCUCCCAAUCCGAUUCACCAUCACUUUUCCCACAAAGUACCCCGAAGUCCCGCCAUUCGUCGUCUUGCACGCCACAUCAUCCGGUAGUGAUGAUUUGGACAGGAAUUGGAAUGGUAACGGAGGAGUUGUUAUUCAUCCCUUGGUUAGCAGAGGGGGGAUUAUCAAUAACAGGGGCUUUGGGGGGGUGGGUGGGUAUGCGGCUGCCCAUACUGGGGCUGUGAAUUUGAGAGAUUGUUUUGGAGGGUGGUUUGAACCUAGAGGGACGGUUACAGUUAGUGGGAAGAAAGGGUUUGGGAGUAUUGGGAGAAAAGGUGGGGUUAAGCUUGUUAGUACUGUUGUUACUAGCCCCAUUUCUCCGAAUUUUUCGUUUGGAGGAGGAAGUGGGAGUGGUGGUGGGGGAAGUGGGAGUGCAGGGAAUGGGGAGAAAGAAAGAAGGAGCGUGUAUUUUCCGAAGGGCACGUCGCCGAUUGAAGUGAUAUUUUGGGUUAGGAGUAUAUUUACGGAUAAGUAUUUGGAGGGCUUGGAAAGACGGUUUGAGGAGGAGAAGAAGGGGGUGCCGAAUACGCCGAUUAGCCCGGAGGUUAGGACUCCUGUUGGUAGUGGUAGCGGAAGUGGACUGGGGAACGAAGCGGCGGUGAUUGUUGAUGAUGAGGCGUGGAAUUUGUGGAAGAAUGAUAGGGAGGAACUUAGGAGACGGGUGGAUGAGGUUAGGAGGACUGGAUUAGAGGAAGGAGGGGUUUAUCAGGAGUGGGAGGGGAGUGUAGGGGCUGGAGGGGAUGUGCCGAUUCGAUUUUUGGACCUGGAGAGGGCAGCGUUGGAUACUAUUAAGGAGAACCUAGGGAGGAGGUUUGAAGGGGUGGAGGGGUGA
Molecule: messenger RNA, 1029 nt
Organism: Orbilia oligospora ATCC 24927
Lineage: Eukaryota; Fungi; Ascomycota; Orbiliomycetes; Orbiliales; Orbiliaceae
Exons: 3
Coding region: 1-1029 (342 amino acids)
Source: RefSeq, a predicted model, not a curated record